CAAAGGAGCAACAGCAGCCAAGGCUCUCCUACAAUACAGCUGCAAUUUUAACAUAUAAUCAGCCAUGAGGGUAUUCAUGAUUGUGGCACUCGCCACAGUGGCGGUGGCAAGGCCAGAGGCUGGAUACUCUUAUCAGCAGCCGAGCGGUAGCUACGGUGCACCAGGAGGCGGUAGUCUCGGGGGAGGUUCUCUCGGAGGACUCGGUGGUGGUCACGGUGGACUCGGCGGUGGAUCCCUCGGCUCCCUCGGUGGUGGAUCUUUCCAAGGAUUGGGAAGUAGCAACGUAGGAUCAAUUUCAGGAUUCGGUGGUGGAUCUAGCGGUGGAUUCGGUGGUGGAUCCGGCGGCGGAUUUGGUGGCGGAUCCGGCGGCGGAUUCGGUGGCGGAUCCAGCGGCGGAUUCGGUGGUGGAUUCGGUGGUGGAUCCGGCAGCGGAUUCGGCGGUGGAUUUGGCGGAGGAUCGGGUGGUGCCCUAAUCCAGAAACACAUCUAUGUUCAUGUGCCACCACCAGAGGCACCUGAGGAGAGACCAAUCAGACCAAUUGGCCCAGUUGGACAGCCACAGAAACACUACAAGAUUAUCUUCAUCAAGGCGCCAACUGCACCAACCCCAACUGCCCCAGUUAUCCCAGCCUUCCCACAGCAAGACGAGCAGAAGACGCUUAUCUAUGUUCUUGUUAAGAAGCCAGAGGAAGCGCCUGAGAUCAGUCUCCCAACAAUUGCCCCAACUCAGCCAUCCAAACCAGAGGUUUACUUCAUCAAGUACAAGACUCAGAAGGAAGGUGGUGGUGCCAUUGGUGGUGGUUCCCUCGGCGGCGGCGGCUCCCUUGGUGGUGGCUCCCUCGGCGGUGGCUCCCUCGGUGGCGGCUCCCUCGGCGGUGGCUCCCUCGGUGGUGGUUCCCUCGGUGGACUUGGCAGUGGCUCAUCAGGCUCCGGUAUAAUCGCCGACGGUGGACACGGUAGCACCGGGCCCAGUGGACCAUCAGGACCCAGCUCUAACUACGGACCUCCCGGACAAUCCGGCCCCUACUAGUCAAUUUAAUCCACGACAACACAAUUACCCAAACAAAUGCAGACAACGAUGACAAUGACAAUCCGAGAUCAAUCUCCAAUUAUCGUUGUUCAUCAUUCUCCUCCAAUUCUUGUCGUCCUCAAUGUCUCUCUGCGUGAUUACGAGUAGAAUUUAUCAUCAAUUAGUCUAAUUGAAACGUUCGACGCACGUGCACUGCGCGUAUUUUUUCGUGUGAAAAGAUGGCGCGCGUUGUUUCCACGUCCGACAAACAACAUCGCGAAUUAAUGGUAACACACUGUCGAUCAUAAUCAUUGAAUGCCCAGAUGUACGAUCGACCCUGUGAUACUGUCCUCAUACCAUUGCUCUUCAUCCCUCCUCAUCGAAUUUAUUAUAAUUAUCAUCGUACGACUGUAAUAUACCUGAAGAUCCUCAAGAUGAUGAUUUGUUUUGUAUUGUAAUUGAAUGAAAGUAUGAAAAUAACGACGAAUACGACUAUGGCGAAGAAAAGUCGAAGGAUAGUGAAAGAAUGAAAAGAAAAAAAAAUGUUUAUACGAUUAUUUUUUGCAAGAAAAACGGUGGCGAA
Molecule: messenger RNA, 1592 nt
Organism: Diachasma alloeum
Lineage: Eukaryota; Metazoa; Arthropoda; Insecta; Hymenoptera; Braconidae
Gene: Grp
Product: probable H/ACA ribonucleoprotein complex subunit 1
Exons: 3
Coding region: 65-1030 (321 amino acids)
Source: RefSeq, a predicted model, not a curated record